This is a messenger RNA of Eptesicus fuscus (big brown bat), 7139 nucleotides long. RefSeq names its product tubulin gamma complex associated protein 6 (gene TUBGCP6). The record is from RefSeq and is a predicted model, not a curated record. NCBI's taxonomy places the organism in Eukaryota, Metazoa, Chordata, Mammalia, Chiroptera, Vespertilionidae. Bases 357 to 5564 code for a protein of 1735 amino acids. Gene Ontology annotation, cellular component: centrosome; spindle pole; gamma-tubulin complex. Gene Ontology annotation, biological process: spindle assembly; meiotic cell cycle; mitotic cell cycle. The transcript has 25 exons. Gene Ontology annotation, molecular function: gamma-tubulin binding; microtubule minus-end binding.
GUUCUGCGUCUGGCCUGGUGCGCGGACGGCCGUGCGGGCCUGACCCCGCGGAGCCUCCCGACCCCCACGCCCCCUCCGCGGGCGGCGCCUCUCCCGGUCGGGCCCCGAGGGAGCGUGCGGGGCCGGCGUGUCCACCGUGUGCCGCCCGCUCGCGUCUCCGUCGGCUUGUCUCGGUGCCGUGGGAGCUCCAGGGUGCGGGCUGACGGGCCGCGCUGGUGCCCCGCGGGCCGGCGCGGGAGACAGGGCCGCCGCGGACCCCGCUGCAGUUCCAGUUCUGAGCCUCCGCCUGCCCGUCAGCCCCGUCGGCCCCGCCCCUCCCCGCGGCUGUCCGGCCCGGGGGAGCCCGGCGGGUGGGCAUGGCCAGCAUCACCCAGCUGUUCGACGACCUGUGCGAGGCCCUCCUGCCCGCUGCCAAGGCUCACCUGGGCCAGCGCGGCCUGAGCCGCAGGCGGGCGAAGCAGAGCCUCAAGAGGGUGGCCUACAAUGCUCUCUUCACACACCUCUUCCAAGAGGAGCCUCCGAGGCGGCGGCCCGACCUCUCGAGACUCCCGGUGAAAAACAAGGUCCUCAUGCUGUCCUUUGACCUGCGAGUGGGCGGCCUGGGGCCCGAGGCUGACCGCCUGGAGGCGCUGGUGGAGAAGCUCGAAGCGGCCCCCCGCUGUCCGCUGGGGGAGGUGGGGUCGGCUCUGGACCUGCUGGUGCAGCUGGCGGGCACCGGGCCCCCGCAGGCACUGCCCCGCCGGCGGGACUACUUCCUGAACAACAAGCACGUGGGGAGAAACGUCCCCUACGGCGGCUACGACUGCUACGACCUGAGUGUGUUUGAGAUGGACGUGCAGUCUCUGAUCUCCAGAGAGGAGUAUUUAUGUCAGGACAUGAUCCAGAAAGCGCUUCAGGUGAUGGAGGCGACGCCGGGCACCGGCCUGCCCACUGCCCGGCUCUUCUCCUACGGGGACCCUUGUGGUGACAGGUUCGAGAGAGACACCCGCGUCUCGCUGUUCGGAGCCCUCGUGCACAGUCGCACCUACGACAUGGAUGUCCGGCUGGACUUGCCCCCGGUGCCGGACAGCGCAGACCUCUCUGGACUGGCCAUCAAGGUGCCUCAGAGCGUGGAUCCAUCCGAAGAUGAAGGGUUCCAGUCAGCAUCCAAUUUGACUCCCGACUCCCAGUCUGAGCACGGCACGACCCCGGAGAUUGACCCGUGGGACGCGGUGCUCACCUACGAGGCCAGCAGGCGGAGGUGCUGGGAACAAGUCGGCUGCCCCCCUGGCCACAGAGAAGAGCCCUACCUCACGGAGGCGGGAAGGGACGCCUUCGACAGUUUCUGCAGGCUGUGCCGCGGAGAGCUGCAGGUGCUGGGCGGCGGCCUCCCGCAGGCCGCGCAGCCCCUGUUGGUGCAGGAGUGCGAGCUGGUGAAGGAUGUGCUGAACGUCUUGAUUGGGGUCAUGUCUGCCACAUUUCCCCUCUGCCAGCCGACUCAGGCCUUCGUGGUGAAGCAGGGCAUCCACGUGUCAGGAACGUCCCCCGAGAGCGUCAGCAGCCUCCUCUCGGAGGUGGCCGAGUGCGGGACCCACUACGCACGCCUGAGCCACUUCUCUCUGCAGCCCGUGCUGGACGCCUCCUGCAGCAAGGGCCUCGUGUUCCAGGCCUUCACCAGCGGCCUGAGGAGGUACCUGCAGUAUUACCGGGCGUGUGUCCUCUCCACCCCGCCUACUCUGAGCCUCCUCACCAUUGGCUUUCUCUUCAAGAAGCUGGGCCGGCAGCUCAGGUACCUGGCUGAGCUCUGUGGUGUGGGCACCUGCGGAGGAGAGUCCCAGGCUCCCUUCCCUACUGGCGUGAAGCUGCUCUCCUACCUCUACCAGGAGGCCCUGGACAACUGCAGCAACGAGCACUACCCGGUGCUGCUGUCCCUGCUCAAGACCAGCUGCGAGCCCUACACUCGGUUCAUCUACGACUGGGUGUACAGUGGGGUCUUCAGAGAUGUUUAUGGCGAGUUCAUGAUCCAGGUGAACCACGACUACCUGGGCUUCAGAGACAAGUCCUACUGGACCCACGGCUACGUGCUCCUCUCCAAGGAGGCCGAGGACUGCGUGCCCGCGUUCCUGAGGCACAUCGCCCACGACGUGUACGUCUGCGGGAAGACCAUCAACCUGCUGAGGCUCUGCUGCCCCCGGCAUUAUCUCUGCUGGUCCGACGUCCCUGUGCCCCGGAUCUCGGUGAUUUUCUCCCUUGAGGAGCUGAAGGAGAUUGAGAAGGACUGUGCCAUCUACGUGGGGCGGAUGGAGAGGGUGGCACGCCACAGCUCCAUCAGCAAGGAGGAGAAGGAAUUACGAAUGGAGAUAGCUAAGCAAGAGCUAAUCGUCCAGGCCCGAGAAGCGGCGUCCAGGGUCCUGAGUGCGUUGAGCGAUCGGCAGAUGUCUGAACGAAUGGCCUUGGACGCCCGGAAGCGAGAGCAGUUUCAGAGGCUGAAAGAGCAGUUUGUGAAGGACCAGGAGCGACGCCGGGCAGCCAGGCAGGAGGAGCUGGACGAUGACUUCAGCUACGCCCGGGAGCUCCGGGACAGGGAGCGGAGGCUGCAGGCCCUGGAGGAGCAGCUGGAGAGGAAGGCGAGGCAGGCGCUGGUUGACCAUUAUAGCAAGUUGUCUGCAGAGGCAGCUCGUCGGGAGCAGAAGGCGCUGUGGAAGAUCCAGAGGCACAGGCUCGCGAGCGCGCGGGCUCGCUUUCUCUUAGAAGAUCAGGAGCACAUUCAGGCCAUGCUGAGAGACGCGUCCAAGGGGAGGCCCCCAGAGCCGCCGGCGGAGCUCCCCAGUGCAUGCUCGCAGGCCUCGUCUCUGGGCCCUGGGCACCCUGAUGGAGGUGGCAGCUGUGAUUCUGGGUGUGCAGAGCAGCACGUGGCUGCCGGGGAUGGCCCAAGCCAGCCAACGGAGCUGACGCCACAGCCCCUCGCGCCUCCAGCACUGGGGGCCUGCAGCGGCUCCGAGCUGGGAGCAGGCCUGCAGCCAGGGCAGGCCGAGGGGCCAGGGCUGUUCUCUGCAGGCCUCAGUAUCCAAGAUUUCCUGCCCACGGGCCAGGGUGCUGAGCAGCCUGACGACACUGGGGUGGCCCCUGUCUUGGAGGAGGCCCUGCAGACCAUCGGUUCAGAUUUGCGCGCCUCUGCUUCGUCAGCCACAGCGGGCACGGGCUGCUCUGGGCCACAGGAGUACGAUUUCAGAACUGUCCUGAGGCCAGCUCUGGUCACUUCGGCCCCAGGGUCCCUUCAGACUAUGGGAGGCAGCUUAGGCUGCGAGGGGCCGCAGCUGUGGGGGGACACUCACGUGUUUAGGCUGGACACCUGUGUCCCAGAUGGGCAGGUGGCUCUGCCUCACCCAUGCCCACCCAGGAAUAACCUCCCCCAAGAGGGGAGUAGCCAGGCCAUGGGGCAGCCUCUUGGGCAUGUGUCUGAGGGUGGUAUUCUCACAGGGGGUUAUGCUUCUGGAAUGGCCCCCUCCCGGCCACGGUGGAACGUCCACGGACACGUGUCUGAUGCCAGCAUCAAGGUGGGGGAGAACGUGUGGGACGUGGCAUCUUCCCGGCCACGCUGGAACGUCCACGGACACGUGUCUGAUGCCAGCAUCAAGGUGGGGGAGAACGUGUGGGACGUGGCAUCUUCCCGGCCACGCUGGAACGUCCACGGACACGUGUCUGAUGCCAGCAUCAAGGUGGGGGAGAACGUGUGGGACGUGGCAUCCUCCCGGCCACGCUGGAACGUCCACGGACACGUGUCUGAUGCCAGCAUCAAGGUCGGGGAGAACGUGUGGGACGUGGCAUCUUCCCGGCCACGCUGGAACGUCCACGGACACGUGUCUGAUGCCAGCAUCAAGGUCGGGGAGAACGUGUGGGACGUGGCAUCCUCCCGGCCACGCUGGAACGUCCACGGACAUGUAUCUCAGUCCCAGGUGAUGCUGGGAGCGCCCCCAGGGGAAACCCAGCCUGAUACACCCAGGCCCCUUCAGAGCUCCCCCGACCACAUGUCCCAGCCAGGCCUCAGCCUGGGCACCCAGAGCCCUACCUGGGAACACGGUUCACAGCUGCUGGCAGAACCGGCCGCGGUCAGCUCCUGCACGCGGGUGGCUGGCUCUGGGGAAGAAGGUGGCCUCCAGGCCUUGCCGGGUGCUGAGGCAGGACCCAGUGCUGUGGGAGACGGCACCUGUGAGCCAGGCCCAGGGAGGAGUGGGGACACCGAGGACUGCUCUUCCGGUCAGCCUUCAAGCUCCCAGGAACGCGCAGCCACCCCGAGCAGCCCCGGCCUGGAAGAGGUGGCGGAGGACGGGGCAGCGGCCAGGCGCCAGGGCAGGGAGCAGGCCUACCUGGCAGGCCUGGUGGAGCAGUACCACCUGGAGCAGUACCCGGACAGCUACGAGGCCAUGUCAGAGCCUCCCGUCGCGCGCCUCCUACACCACGGGCUUCCUCGGGCCUUCUCCCUCCCCGAGGACACCCGGGGCCCGUUGGACACGGAGGAGACCAUGGAUGAGACCGCGGUGCAGCUGAGCGAGCUGCUGCCGCUGCCUGUGCUCAUGAAGCACUCGGUCACUGCCCCGCUGGCCGCCCACGUGUCCCUGGUGAACAAGGCCGCGGUGGACUACUUCUUCGUGGAGCUGCAGCUAGAGGCGCACUUCGAGGCGCUGCGGCACUUCCUGCUGAUGGAGGACGGGGAGUUCGCGCAGUCCCUGAGCGACUUGCUCUUUGAGAAGCUGGGCGCGGGGCAGACGCCCGGGGAGCUCCUCAGCCCGCUGGUGCUCAAUGCGGUGCUGCGCAAGGCGCUGCAGUACAGCUUGCAUGGGGACUCCCCACUCGCCGCCAACCUCUCCUUCGCCCUCAAGUUCCUGCCGGAGGUCUUCGUCCCCAACGCUCCGGACGUGCUGAGCUGCCUGGAGCUCAGGUACAAGGUCGACUGGCCCCUCAACAUCGUCAUCACCGAGAGCUGCCUGAGCAGGUACAGCGGCAUCUUCUCCUUCCUGCUGCAGCUGAAGCUCAUGAUGUGGACGCUCAAGGACGUCUGUUUCCACCUCAAGCGCACAGCUCUCGUGAGCCCCGCGGCCGGCUCCGUGCAGUUCCGCCAGCUGCAGCUGUUCAAACACGAGAUGCAGCACUUCGUGAAGGUCAUCCAGGGCUACAUCGCCAACCAGAUCCUGCACGUCACCUGGUGUGAGUUCCGGGCCCGGCUGGCCACGGUGGGGGACCUCGAGGAGAUCCAGCGCGCCCAUGCCGAGUACCUGCACAAGGCCGUCUUCAGGGGCCUGCUGACAGAGAAGGCAGCUCCCGUCAUGAACAUCAUCCACAGCGUCUUCAGCUUGGUCCUCAAGUUCCGCAGCCAGCUCAUCUCCCAGCCCUGGGGCCCAGCUGGUGGCCCCCACGGCGCCGAGCACCCCAACUUUGCCCUCAUGCAGCAGUCCUACAACACCUUCAAGUACUACUCCCACUUCCUUUUCAAAGUGGUGACCAAGCUGGUGAACCGAGGCUACCAGCCCCACCUGGAGGACUUCCUGCUGCGCAUCAACUUCAACAAUUACUACCAGGACGCCUGAGCUGCUCCGGCCCGGGUGCAGGCCACAUGCAGGUGCCUCUGGGGCGGGUCCCAGGGUCGGGCUGGGGUAGAAUGACCACACGGAGAUGGGCCUUGGGAGCUGCUGUUUAUUUAGGGGCUGUUCCGAGAAGCAGGAGCCUGCAGCGCCGGCCUCCCAGGCUGCCAUGGGGGUUGUGGCUGCUGUGUCCUCCUGGGUCCGGUCCCUCUGCUGACCUGUCCUUGCGUGAAGCAGCUUUUCGUGGGGAGCAUGCUGCUUGUGGGACUGUGCUGGGCUGCUGAGUCAGUGUCAGACAGAGACGGGUCAGGUCCUGACUGGACGUCCCUGCCGUCAUGGAGAGACGGGGUGGGGCUGCUCGCUGGCUGGGCACCGCCUCAUGGACUCAGUGUCAUUGCCUUGGGGGCCUCCCGGCCUCCAAGGCGGUUACGAGGAUCACGUCACACACAGCUCUGCGGCCCAGAGCGGGGGCUUGCUGCUGUAGGAGCGGCGCCUCUCUGCCGUGCUGCUGGCCCCCUCAGGCUCAGUGGCCUCCAGGACCUCAGCGGCCUCCCCCUCCCUGUGGUAUGGGGCCUCCAGCAGCUUCAGCACCCGCCGCACCUGGAGAGGAGCAAGGGAAGGUUACUGGGGACCCUCCCUCCCUGGCCCAGCCCCUCCUGCGGGACCCAGGGAAAGAGGAGGGACUGGCGUGUCCUUGCCUCUGAGAAGUCUCCGUUCUCGGCAGCCUCGAUGGCAUUCUGCGCGAUGUAGUUCCGCAGGACGUACUUGGGGUUGUUGGCGUGCAUGACACGCGUGCGCUCAGCCUGCCAGGCAUCCUCGUCAGCGGCACCCUCCCUGUCCUUCUCCAGCCUGGCCCUGGAACCACAAGCCCACCUUGGCACAGCUGCAGCUCCCACCCUCCUCCGUUGGGUCCCCAGAGAUGGUGCCACGGCAGUCAGCACUGUGCCCACCUUGCACGGCCAGGCUGGGCUCACCUGUACUCCUGGAGCCAGUCAGCCCAGUGGCCCCUGUUCCUGCUCAGCAGUUCGGCCGGGCUCAGCUGCUCCAGCCGCGACUGCUGCUCCACACGCUCCAGCUCCUUGGUGACGUUGGCCCGGGUGCCGAUCAGCGCAAAGAGCUGCGGGUUUGACUGCGCCAGCAUCAGCAUCAUGGAGAGCUGCCUGGGGUGGGGAGCGGCCAUGAGUGUGUCCAGGAGGCUGCCGUGUCCCGCCCUGGCUGUGGACCAUAGCCUGGGACUGCUGCACACCUGACUGUCCCAGAGGGAUGGCCUUAACUGCUCUGCUGCACCCCACUACAGCCUGACUGAAGGGGAGCCCAACCCCAAUGGAUGAGGUGGAUGUGGGCACCUGCCAGCUGGCCACCCUCGUUCAGCAGCCCCUCCAUGUGACGGGACACAGCUGCACCCAAGGAGAUGCCACAGACCGACUCAGGUGGCCCCUAGGGUGGGCAGACACUGUCUCUGCCCCCACCCAGCACUGACUGCUGGGAGAAGUUCACUGCAGUCAGGGACAGGUCCUGCCAGCCAGCCCACGUGGGUCCCGAGGCCCCACACGACCGCAUUAAAUUCCUCUGACCAGUCUA